AUGGACUCUGUCAGUUUCAAAAUCAACGGGAAAUCACAUUCAGUGGGAUGCGAGACAAGCUCAGACCUGUCCCUGCUGGAGUACCUGCGCGUGCGCUGCGAGCUGCGCGGCACCAAGUACAUGUGCCGCGAGGGCGGCUGCGGCGCGUGCGUCGUCGCUGCUGCCACACCUGGAGCGAAAAUAGGCGCUGUCAACUCUUGUCUAGUGUCAGUGACAUCGUGUCACGAUUGGGAGAUUACAACGAUAGAGGGCAUCGGUAACCGGCUGCAGGGCUACCACCCGAUACAGAAGACCCUCGGCAAGCUCCAUGGGAGCCAGUGCGGGUACUGCUCGCCUGGAUGGGUCAUGGCUAUGUACAGGUAA
Messenger RNA from Leguminivora glycinivorella, 363 nucleotides. RefSeq names its product probable aldehyde oxidase 4. Lineage: Eukaryota; Metazoa; Arthropoda; Insecta; Lepidoptera; Tortricidae. The record is from RefSeq and is a predicted model, not a curated record. Bases 1 to 363 code for a protein of 120 amino acids. The transcript has 3 exons. Gene Ontology annotation, molecular function: iron ion binding; 2 iron, 2 sulfur cluster binding; oxidoreductase activity.